AUGGCUUCUAAAAAAAGGAAGUUAGCAGAAGAAAAUAGGGUAUUUAACGAUGCAUGGACAGAUUUAUACUUUUUUAUUAAUUGCAAUGGCAAACCGCUAUGCUUAAUAUGCCAAAAAACCCUUACUAUACAAAAAGAAUAUAAUGUCAAACGCCACUAUGAUAGCGAGCAUAAAGCUAAAUUUGCAUGCGUAGUGGGUGAAUCACGAAAAAAUAAAAUUAACGCACUGAAAUCUUCAGUUAAGAAUCAACAAAAUGUUUUUAAGGUUCAAGUACAAAGUAACGAGUCGAAUAUACGUGCAAGUUUAAGGGUAGCGGAAAUUCUUGUGAAGUCUGGCCGACCAUUUACCGACAGCGAACUUAUAAAACAAUGUGCUUUAGUCAUGGCUGAGGAGGUGUGCCCCGACCUAAAAAAAAAAUUUGAAAAUAUAAGUCUUUCUGCAAGAACGUGUACCCGGCGAACUGAAGAUUUGGGCGAUAAUUUAUGUCAGCAACUCCGGGAAAAAGCACAACAAUUUGAAUGGUUCUCUUUAGCUACCGAUGAAAGUAAUGAUGUUACUGAUACUGCCCAGCUUUUAAUAUUUGUUCGCGGAAUCGAUAAGAACUUUAAUGUCUAUGAGGAGCUUUUACAUUUAUGUAGUUUGAAGGGCACGACUACCGGAGAAGAUUUGUUUUGUAACUUAGAACAAGCGCUAGUAUCAAUGCAAUUACCAUGGGAAAAAUUGGUAAGUGUUACAACUGACGGAGGCAGGAACAUGAGUGGACAAAAUAAGGGUUUGGUAGGUAGAAUCAAAUCGAAACUGGCAGAGAUAGGAUGUGCCAUCCCAUUAUUUUUCCAUUGCAUCAUCCACCAAGAAGCGUUAUGUUCCAAGGUCGUAUCAUGGAAAGAAGUAAUGGACAUCGUGGUAUCGACUGUAAACUACAUCAGAAAAAAUGGAUUGACUCAUCGUCAAUUUCAACAGUUUCUGUCAGAUACGGAAGCAAAUCAUCGAGAUGUUGUUUAUUAUUCUGAAGUGCGAUGGUUAAGUAGAGGCGCAGUGCUAAAAAGAUUUUUUGAUCUCAGAAAAGAAAUCAAUACUUUUAUGAAUGAAAAAGGCAAAUCUAUUCCAGAGCUGACAGACACUCAAUGGUUAAUAGACCUUGGAUUUUUGACAGAUGUAACUCAUGAAUUAAAUACGCUAAAUGUGAGGCUUCAAGGUAAAAAAAACUAA
This is a messenger RNA of Parnassius mnemosyne (clouded apollo), 1209 nucleotides long. Lineage: Eukaryota; Metazoa; Arthropoda; Insecta; Lepidoptera; Papilionidae. The record is from the annotation of a GenBank genome assembly.